AUGAUUGCCAUCAAGAUAAAGCAACAACAAUAAACUCAACAGAAUGCCUAAAAUAAUCAAGACAUAACCUAAACCGGUGCUUGGAAAAGAGCUUUGAGUGAUCAACAAGAAUUCAAUGAUGCCUUUCCCCCUGAUUUAAAAAACCUUAAGAUUACUUUUCCAGACAAUAAAAAUAUCCUCUAUUUCGAAGUUGAAGUAAGACCAGAUCACAGCUUCUGGGCUGGCGGAGUGAUUGUAUUCACUGUUUCAAUUUCUCUAGAAUAUCCUAUGGUCCCUCCCAAAGUUUUGUGCAAGAAGAAAAUAUUCCAUCCCAAUAUUGAUUUGGAAGGCAAAGUCUGUUUGAAUAUCUUGAGAGAAGAUUGGAGACCUGUUAGCAGUUUGAAGGAUGUGAUUUUCGGAUUACAGAUGUUGUUUACAUAAUUAACAAAUCCAACUGAUCCACUCAAUAAAGAAGCAGCAGAAUUGAUGUUGAAGGAUCAAUAAUAAUUUGCUCAAGUUGUGAAAUCCACAAUGAAGGGAGGUUCAUACAAUAGCAUAUUGUAUGAGAAAAUCGCAUGA
Molecule: messenger RNA, 558 nt
Organism: Paramecium tetraurelia
Lineage: Eukaryota; Ciliophora; Oligohymenophorea; Peniculida; Parameciidae
Exons: 3
Source: RefSeq, a predicted model, not a curated record